UGCCAAUCCCGCCCGUUGUGGGAAUCUCCCGGCAUGCCUUUCUGUAGGCCAGGAGGAAGAAGAAGAAGAAGAACGAGAAAAAGAAGAAGAAGAAGCGACAUGAUGGAUUCCGGCUGAUAAAGCGCUUUUAUUCAUUAACUAUAUAAUCUUUUUCCAUGGUUCAUCAGAGAGAGUCUGUGGAGGAUCGAUAGAGACAGAGAGAGCGAUAUCUGCGGUCUGAGUUACAGAGUGUCACCAUGACGACAGACAUUGGCUCCCCGCAGCGCUUCUUCCACAUGCCGCGCUUCCAGCACCAGGCGCCGCGGCAGGUGUUCUACAAACGGCCGGAUUUCGCCCAGCAACAGGCGAUGCAGCAACUCACGUUCGAUGGGAAGCGCAUGAGGAAGGCUGUGAACCGCAAGACCAUCGACUACAACCCCUCCGUCAUCAGACACCUGGAGAAUCGUCUGUGGCAGCGCGACCACCGAGACUUCAGAGCGCUGCAGCCGGACGCUGGCUGUUACAACGAGCUGGUUCCUCCUGUGGGAAUGGUGAACAACCCGAUGAACGCCGUCACAACCAAGUUUGUCCGAACCUCCACCAACAAAGUCAAGUGUCCCGUGUUUGUGAUCAGGUGGACCCCUGAGGGCCGCCGGCUCGUCACCGGAGCCUCCAGCGGGGAGUUCACCCUGUGGAACGGACUCACCUUCAACUUCGAAACCAUCCUACAGGCCCACGACAGUCCGGUGCGGGCGAUGACCUGGUCUCAUAAUGACAUGUGGAUGCUGACGGCGGACCAUGGCGGAUACGUGAAGUACUGGCAGUCCAACAUGAACAACGUGAAGAUGUUCCAGGCUCACAAGGAGGCCAUUAGAGAAGCCAGUUUCUCUCCCACAGAUAAUAAGUUUGCGACGUGCUCAGAUGACGGCACGGUGAGAAUCUGGGACUUCAUGCGCUGCCACGAGGAGAGGAUCCUCCGAGGUCACGGUGCAGAUGUGAAGUGUGUGGACUGGCAUCCAACCAAAGGCCUGGUGGUCUCCGGCAGCAAAGACAGCCAACAGCCAAUCAAAUUUUGGGACCCCAAGACCGGACAGAGCCUGGCCACACUACACGCCCACAAGAACACAGUGAUGGAGGUGAAGUGGAACCUGAACGGGAACUGGCUGCUGACGGCCUCCAGAGACCAUCUGUGCAAACUGUUCGACAUCAGGAACCUGAAGGAGGAGCUGCAGGUGUUCAGGGGCCACAAGAAGGAGGCCACAGCGGUGGCCUGGCACCCGGUCCACGAGGGUCUGUUUGCCAGCGGAGGCUCCGAUGGCUCUCUGCUCUUCUGGCACACCGGGGUGGAGAAGGAGGUGGGGGGGAUGGAGAUGGCUCAUGAGGGGAUGAUCUGGAGUCUGGCCUGGCAUCCACUUGGUCACAUCCUGUGCUCAGGAUCCAACGACCACACCAGUAAGUUCUGGACCAGGAACCGGCCGGGGGAUAAGAUGAGAGACCGGUACAACCUGAACCUGCUGCCCGGCAUGUCAGAGGACGGCAUGGAGUACGAUGACAUGGACCUGAACAGCGUGGCCUCCAUCCCCGGGAUGGGGAUCCCCGAGCAGCUGAAGGCCGCCAUGGAGCAGGAGCAGAGCAGUAAAGAUGCGGCCCCCGAGGUGGAGAUGUCGAUCCCGGGUCUGGACUGGGGCAUGGACGAGGUGAUGGGUAAGGACAGCAAGAAGGUCCCACAGAAGAAAGUCCCAUACGCCAAGCCCAUCCCUGCGCAGUUCCAACAGGCUUGGGCGGAGAACAAAGUUCCCAUGAUGCCCCCUGGUGGCGACAAAGAGAGGAAGGGGGAGCAGCCGGCUGAUCCGGAGAUGGGGUUCAACCCCCUGCUGGAGCAGAUGAAGAUGAACUCGGACGGGAACAUGGGGCCCCCACAGGGCUCGAUGCCCCCCUUCUCCGGCCCCGGGGGCCCGAUGGCUCCUGGCCAGCAGGGCUUUCCCCCAAACAUGCCUCCUCAGCAGAUGUCCAACAACAUGGGGCCCCCCAUGGGCAUGCAGCCUCCAUUCAUGCCACCAGGACAAAUGGGGCCCCCAUCUCGACCCCAGUCUCAUCAAGGCAUGAUGGGACCACCGGACAUGCAGAGACACCCUGGCCCUCCCAGAAAUAUGGGACCCCAAGGGCCUCACGGCAUGGGACCCAGAGGGAUGCAGGGGCCCCAUGGAGGGAUGAUGGGCCCCCCUCCUCGUGGAAUGGGUCCAAGGGACACUCAGGGGCCUCCACCUCAGGGGGGCAUGAUGCCACCUCAGGGGAACAUGAUGGGCCCUCAGGGUGGGAUGAUGGGGCCCCCACCCAGGACACAUGGCAAUGUGCCAAACAACUAUGGGAUGGGAAACAUGCAGGGGCCCCCGGGAGGGAUGCACGGGCCCCCAGGAAAUAUGCAGGGGCCACCAGGUAACAUGCAAGGACCACAUGGAAACAUGCAGGGGCCCCCUGGUAACAUGCAAGGGCCCCAUGGAAACAUGCAGGGACCCCCAGGGAACAUGCAGGGGCCCCCAUACAUGCAGAACUCAGGGCCCAUGAUGCACGGGAUGGGGCCACAGGGGUCCAACAACAAAGAUCCUCGGGGGCCCCCGCCCAACCACCACAUGGGCCCCUCUGAGCGGCAGGGCCCAGGGGGGCAGGACCAAGGCUCGGGCCCUUACUGGGGGGACCAGCAGGGCCGCCGUGGACCACAGGACUUCGAGGGGGGCCAGGACUUCCACGGCAGAGCGGAGGAGGGCUGGAGGCCAGGGCCUGGGUACCGGGGUGGACACCGAGGAGGGGGGGGCAACGGAGGGAACUGGGGCCCCGACGAGAGAUUCAGCGGGGGGGAGUUUAGGGGCCGCAGGGACGACAGGUUCAGAGGAGGGGGCCGGCCCGGAGCUCGGGGUUUCCCUGAGGAGUUCAGCGGGUCGGACGAGGGCUUCGAGGGACCCGAGGAUGGGAGCAGAGGCUGGGAUACCGGGGCCCGAGGGAGGCCACCCCGAGGAGGAGGGCCACCGCGGGGGGGAGGUCACGACGGGUAUCGGGAUGGACAGAUGCAUGAUGGGUCGUCUCCGGUGGGACGCUCCUCCUCGCUGCAGGGGAUGGACAUGGCGUCGCUGCCUCCCCGGAAGCGUCCGUGGCAGGACGGGCCAGGGACCGGAGAGCGUGAGGCCCCGGGGCCCGAAGGAGGGCGCCCCCCCCAGCGGGAGGACGGGGGAUACGGUCCUCUGGUUCGGGGGGGCCGAGGCAGCUGGGGCCCUGGAGGAGGACCGGGCCCCCGGAGAGGAGGCCCCGCCCCAAGAGGACCACCGAGGGGGGGCCGGGGCCGGUAGUCCUGCAGCUCCCCUCAGAGACUCGGAUGGAGCAGUGGGACGCCGGCUCCUGAUUGGUCCGUUUUAAUGUAAAAAUAUUGUAGAGAAUCAUCUGCUGUCUUUUAUUUCACUUCGUCUGGUUGUUUUUGUAAAAGAUUUCUAUGUUUGUGUUUUCACCGAGGUGGAAAAUAAAGAUUCACACUUCAA
Molecule: messenger RNA, 3506 nt
Organism: Eleginops maclovinus (Patagonian blennie)
Lineage: Eukaryota; Metazoa; Chordata; Actinopteri; Perciformes; Eleginopidae
Gene: wdr33
Product: WD repeat domain 33
Exons: 20
Coding region: 237-3320 (1027 amino acids)
Cellular component (GO): mRNA cleavage and polyadenylation specificity factor complex
Molecular function (GO): protein binding
Source: RefSeq, a predicted model, not a curated record